This is a messenger RNA of Vitrella brassicaformis, 1518 nucleotides long. The record is from the annotation of a GenBank genome assembly. Lineage: Eukaryota; Vitrellaceae.
GUCUCGUCACCCGCUCACAGCCGGUGUGACACAGGUAGUAGUGAUCGCCAAACUUGUCAACCUCCCCACUGCAGGUGCAUCGCUGCGAUACGGUUGCAUGCGAGAGGCUAACACUGAGACACUCGGCGACGGCGUGGCGAUACUGGAAGUUGUUCAGUGCCUUGUUGUUACUGGAAGGGAUCGCGGACAGCCAACCAGACGAGAGAGGCCCUCGACAACUCAAGAGAGCGGCGCGGGCUUUGCCGUCGGGCGGGAGUGAGUUGAAGAGCUCAUUGAAGUGGAACUUGUACAGUUGAUUGGUCAGGCGCUGCUGCAGCUGGAGCUACGGCCUCGAGACCAGAUCUUAGAGGGAGGGGAGGGAGAAGGAGGGGCCGACCACCUCAGAGACGGCAACGAAGGCAGGAGCCGCUGUUUGAAGCCAGGGCAGGUCCAGUAGAGCUGCGCCGACCCUGAGGCAUCCAUAUGGUCCGUGGAACCGGCUAGAGACAUCAGAUGCUGUCAGUCCGACCGAGCCGAGAAAGGCCGUGCGGACAAUCGUGGUUGCAGAGAUAAAGCCAAACCCUCCCAGCCGAAUGGGUAGCUGAACUUGUGCGGAAACCGAGUCAGGGAAGUCGCCAGGAAAGUAGAACAUGCGCCUGAAUGCCGUGAUAAUGGCGGCGUCAUAUCGCUCGGCGGCUGCCAGGGAGACAUCAGAGUUCGAAGGAAGGAGGCGCAGCCAAUAGUUCAGCCGGGGGGAUACACAAUAGCGGAGGAGAAGGUCAGAGCCCUGCAAACCCAUCUGAGCAAAAGUCACGAUUGCCUCGAGCAGCGGCUGGUGGCCGAUGGUGAUCUUCUUGAGGCUGCGCUGGAUGAAAGAGGUAGCACCGAUCGGGCAGCCGAGGACAGUGAUGCCUUCAGUGGAGCACUUGACGUCGGAAGUCGCGAUGUCCGCCGGGAUGUCAGAGUCUUGUUGCCGGCGGGGGCUCCAUCUAGUACUCUUGUCUCUUUGCAGUCUCAGUUUCUUCUCGGCCAGAAGCUGCUCAGCCCUGUCCACAUACCGCAUCACACAUGUCUCGUCCACUUCACCAUCGAUGUCGUCCAUGAAUGCACCAAUAAAGUCGUCGAGGAACUCCUCUUGCAGUUUGACGAGAGCGGGGUGAAGGCCCAGGCAGAAGAGGAAAGGGCCCGCCGCGUCGCCUUGUUGGGUGCCUGCCUGACUGAGGACGUCGCCGUGCGUCCAUCCUCCAUGCGAUACCAAAGUUCAGCCGGGGUGGCGUAGAACUGCCAGAAAAAGUCGACAAGGGACGGCCACUUUGUGCCGAGCUCGUCGAGGAUUGCCUGGCGGUCGAAGCUGUUGAAGGCGUUCUUGUUAUCCAGAGUCACCAAAACACGCUUAUCAGAGUCGUCGCGACGUGUCUCAGUGAAGGUCUGACAGGCCCGAAAAAGCCUUUCUCCGCCUGCCGACGUACCGACCGCGAACUGCAGCGGUGAGAAGUCUUCCUCGAAGGCAAGUUUGUUUUCCAUAUAAACCGCCUUCAU